Moneuplotes crassus is the source of this 1029-nucleotide messenger RNA. The record is from the annotation of a GenBank genome assembly. NCBI's taxonomy places the organism in Eukaryota, Ciliophora, Spirotrichea, Euplotida, Euplotidae.
UUUUAAAUAUCAAUGGAGACAGAUACUUUAUAUAAAGAUUUCAAGCUUGUGACACUCAAGGGAUCACCGUCAUAUCAGACGAAUAAUCUUUCAACAAAUGGAGAUUAUUUUGUGUAUGCAUACAAUGGUGACCCAAUGUCCAAGCUCUUCCUCUUCGAUCAUACGGUACUCAAACAAACAAAGAAGGACGAGACUGUGAAUAGCUUCCAACUUUAUAAAGAAUUCGACUACAUUGUCAACACUAAUUAUGUCAAGAAAGAAGAUAAAUGGAACCUAGUCGUCUGCUGAUACAAGAGCUGUCAGAUCUGGAACUAUAAUGGAAGCAGGCUACAAGAAAAGCUAGAAGCUCCUGAAUCAGACGAGGGAUCUCCUUAUGCCUUCACUUGUUCUUCAAGAGCUGCCUCAGAUAAUGGCAUUGAAUACAUUGCUAUUGGAACUAAUAAAGGAGAAAUCUUUUUCAAUAAGGAAAAAGGAAGUACCCAAUCAGUAUUUCAGAUGCAUGACAAUAAUCCAAUUACUCACAUGACCUUUGAUGAGAGAUCAAAAGUGUUAGCUGUAGGCAAUUCCAAUGGAUAUGUUGUCCUGUUCAAGGCAGAAGAAAGUGAUGAUAAAGUGAAGCUAAAUCCGAUUUCUCAUCUAGAACCACCAAAUGAGAUCCCCCUAACUUCCUUAGGAACCCUCUUCAGGGGAGAAAAUCUGCUAGUCUCCUGCUUCUGUAACGGCACUGUUAAGAUUCAUACAUUUGAAGGCGCCCAGGUUUGUGAAAUAGGAGCUCACUCAAGGAACAUCAACGCAGUGUGUUGACACCCAUCCAAAAGUAUCUUCUGAACAGUAGGAGAUGACUGAUUCCUUAAUGUUUGGGAAGUCAUUGGCGAUACCACAGAUAAGAUCGAGGUAGAUCUCAGACUAUCAUCUAAAAUUACAGACCUCAUGCUUGUUGGUGUUCACUUUUCAGGUGAAGAUAAUAGUUCCAUCGUAGCAGUCCCCUAUGAUUACCCAAAUCUUAUUCUUUGCGAAAAUGUAAUCUAA